UACUAGACCUAUGUGAAUGGAUACAUUUCUUACCGGCCGGCUUGGAAGAAAGAAAAAAAAAUCGUCCUUGAAGUAGUGUGCACAGUCAGUACUGGGCCGACUCAAAAUGUUAUCACCGGGGGACCAAAAAAUAAACACUGUUAGUACAAGGGUCUGGGACUUGGGGAUCCAGUCUGACACGGCACCCCGUGUCAAAGCCGUGUUGACAACAGCGCGAGGCGGUACGCAGUGUGUGUGUGUGCUCGUUGAUUGCCGAAACGCUUGUCCUUCUUUCCACCGCAGACGUGUGUCGCUUAAUAAAUCUAGAUCUAGGUUUUAAAAUAAACCCUCUUAUCGAGAUCUAGACUUGACUCGGACUAUUCUUCACUGUGACUAGAUUAUGAAAAAAGUGAUUUUAUUAUUAUUAUUAUUUUUUGUAAACGUAGCGGCGUGAUAUCUCUCACUGAAAGGAGAGACGUGAGUACUGAUUCGUUCUAAGCUGUCAGAAGGGAGGCUACUGUUAGUACCCACUAGUGUCAAGACAAAGCACCAGCAGACAGACAAGAAAAGCAAAUUAUCCAGCUGUGACUAGAAGUGUACAGACCAUGGAGGUGUUGUCAGUACCUACCAAGAGUAGCUUGGGAAAUCUGCUUAGAGCCACAACUAUCUUACCAAUCAAUGACCUGAAAGGAGUCAAGUGCUCAACUUAUGCUGAAGGGGAGCAGCAGCUUAGAUGCAAGCUCGCUGCACUGUACCGUGUGGUGGACUUGUGUGGCUGGACUCAUGGCAUCUACAACCACAUCAGUGUUCGUGUGGACAACAGCGACCAACCACAAUUCCUCCUCAACCCCUUUGGUUUAAUGUACCACGAGAUCACAGCAUCCUCAUUAGUCAAAGUGAAUCUCAAUGGGGACAUAGUAGAUCAAGGAACCUCUAUGUUCAGUGUGAACAAAGCUGGAUUUACUCUCCACUCUGCGAUCCACGAGGCUAGGCCAGACAUCAAGUGUGUCAUACACUUGCACACCCCUGCAGCCACUGCUGUAUCAGCGAUGAAAUGUGGUUUAUUACCCCUCAGUCAAGAGUCAAUGCUACUUGGCAACAUCAGUUACCAUGAGUAUCAUGGAAUAUUUGUUGACGAGAAAGAGAAAGAAAUUUUAGCUAAAAAUUUGGGACCCACCAAUAAGAUCAUAAUACUCCACAACCAUGGAGUGGCUGUGUGUGGAGAAACUAUAGAAGAAGCUUUUCACUUGACAUUCAACUUUAUGGCAGCGUGUGAGGCACAGGUGAGGUCUACAUCAGUGGGACUAAAGAAUAUUGUUCUGCCAUCUAAUGAUGCCCAAGCCCAGGCCUACAAUGUGGGCAACAAGGGAGCUGUUUCAAUAGACUCAUCAGGAUUUGGAUGGAAAUGUGGGGAGCUGGAAUUUGAGGCCAUAAUGAGGGCCAUGGACAGUGUAGGCUACAGAACAGGUUAUGAUUACAAGCUUCUGCCAAUAGCUAGACAGGAGAAAUGAUAGAAGUGCUACAGGACAUGUUACUUAAUGAAAAGUGAUACAAAGAUUCAGUGAAUGUUCAAGAAACCUUUUUUUUACAAGACUUUUUCCCAAAUGCAGCUCAUGUUUUUUUUUUUUAAAUCUACUUUAUAAACCAACAGCAUCACAGCUUGGUUUCUUUUAUGUGUGUGACCUGUCCAUUUCACAUGAUAAUCAGGGUCUGGGCCAGGCAGAUAUAUUUUUUGUUCUCUAUGCCAAUUCCACAUUGCCUUUUAAAAAUUUUUUUUGCUUAAGAGAUGUGAUGGUCAUUUGCUCUUUUAUUAUGAAUCUGUUAUAUGAUGUGAUAUAUUCUGACACACAGGAUGUAGUGUAGCCAACAAUAAGCUUACUAACAUUUUAUGUUACUGCAUUGGCACAACAAAUAAAUGCAGGGUCUUCUGUCUUUAAAUAGAUGAGUAAGAGACAAACCUUAGGUCAUAUAAUGUGUUUGUUUGAAAACAGAACUGCAUUUAUACACAAAAUUGUAAUGGCCUUCCAUUAAAAGAUGUGAUUAAACAACAAAAUGUUCAUUACACCAGUGAAGCUUACUACAAAAUCACUUUCAAGGAACGUUCAAGUUUCAGACAUUCCUCAGAAAUAAAGAUUAUUAUGUCCUAGCCCAAUCCUCAAGCAGAACUGGUGAUGGCAGUAGCCUGGAUUCAAACUCAGGAUCAAAGUGAUAACAUGACCAGCCAGCCACCCUUGAUUUAGUAUGAGAUGUGAAUCCCCCCUCUCCCACUUAAUGUGCAUUUCAUUGGAAAGUUAUAUCAACAAAAGGAUUCAGUUAAUUGAAAAUCAAGUUUAGGACUGGAUAUAUAGGAACAUAACUGUGACAAGGAAAUUCCUGACAAAGGAACCUUAAUUCUCCAUAUUUCUCUUAAAAGUUCACAACAGGUGGGGAAAAAAUAAUUAGAUUGAAGUCUAAAUGCUGUGUUUCUUACCUUUGGUGCCUGUAAAACUGGAGACAGGAUCUGUGGAGGAGCCAUCCCAGUGCCACAAGGAGCCAUCAUCAGAGCAUGUGAACAGAUGGUUGGGGUUGUGUGGGUGGAAUUUGACUUCCCACACUGACCAGGGAGAACAAUAAGAACCAGUUAUGUUAGUAGGUCAACUUAAAAAAGUAACACUAAUGGCUAGAAAAUAUUCCUAACAUUACAAAAACAAAACAACAUUGAUAUAUAAAUGGCCUGUUUUACAUCAUUUGGUUGACUAAUAUAAACAAAAGUUGAUUGAUUAUCAUUAAUUUUUUUGAAUUUUAUUUAUUGAAGCUUUUUCUGGAUGUUUAUAAUAUUGAAUUUUUUAAAAUAAAUACAUAGACCCAUUUGAUGUACAAAUAUAUAACUGAAAAUAGAAAAUAUUUAUAAGUAAUACAGAUCUAGUAUUUAGAUUUAAGAGUUUCACUGUUGGGGUAUUUAGAGAGAUUUAAGUAUCACUGUUCUAGUACAGAAACAAAAACUUACUGGCACCAGUGUGGGCUUCAAGCAAUGUCAUAGGAAAUUUCUCUUGCCUUAGGUCCCAGAUAGUCAACAUUCCAUCCUCACCCCCUGUAGCUACUAUGUGAGCCUGACCUGGGUGUUUAUCUAAGCAAAGUAAUGGAGUAUGGUUUUCUGUGCUGUGGAUUAAGCAACUGUUUAUUUCACUUGAUUCAUUCUAAGUUUUUUUUUUUUUUUUUUUUUUAUAUAUGUGUAUGCUUCUAUAAAUGCUUUAAAAAAGGGUUGACACAGGUGAUAUCUUUUGGUAUAAAUGUACAUCUUGAUGUUUUUAUUAAGACUUCUCUAAACUUCACAUGACAAAUUGAGAAUGUUUAUGAGGUAUUUCAUCCAUUGUCACUAUACUCUAGUCAAGAGAAAAGAACAAAAUUAAUUCUUUGUUGUAGUUUUUUUUUCCUGUUACAAAUAAAACUUCAUUUAUACAUUUGGAA
This is a messenger RNA of Biomphalaria glabrata, 3426 nucleotides long. Its product is annotated as alpha-adducin-like. NCBI's taxonomy places the organism in Eukaryota, Metazoa, Mollusca, Gastropoda, Planorbidae. Gene Ontology annotation, molecular function: actin filament binding. Gene Ontology annotation, cellular component: cytoskeleton; plasma membrane; postsynaptic density. The record is from RefSeq and is a predicted model, not a curated record. Bases 585 to 1490 code for a protein of 301 amino acids. The transcript has 8 exons.